Schizophyllum commune H4-8 is the source of this 1074-nucleotide messenger RNA. RefSeq lists its product as uncharacterized. The coding region runs from base 1 to 1074 and encodes 357 amino acids. Gene Ontology annotation, cellular component: plasma membrane. The record is from RefSeq and is a predicted model, not a curated record. NCBI's taxonomy places the organism in Eukaryota, Fungi, Basidiomycota, Agaricomycetes, Agaricales, Schizophyllaceae. The transcript is spliced from 7 exons.
AUGUACUGCACACAGUCCCAGUCAGCGACGCCUUUACAGUCAUUCCUGGGUGGCAUAGGCCUAGUCUUGCCCGCCCACGCGCUCCUUCUCCUUAAUGGGAAGGUAUUCGGUAUUUCUGGCUUCAUGCACCGCUGCCUGCGUGGAGAUAAAGAGGCUGCCGCUGGAGUCGCUGGUCUUAUAGCUGGCGGUGCCGUGGUUGGCCUCAUUGAUCGCGCAGGACCAUCGCCUAUCACUCUGCCGUUGUCUCUCGUUGCUCUUUCCGGAGGACUGGUUGGACUCGGCACUAAGCUCGCUAAUGGUUGCACAUCUGGCCAUAUGGUGUGCGGACUAUCGCGCCUGUCAAUUAGGUCGCUGGCCGCCACUUGCACGUUCUUUCUGACUGGAGUCUUGACUACGCGAGUGCUACACAGUACAUCCAACGGCACUCUCAGCGUCGGCACGGAUUGGUCAUUGGGCUUGCACGGCUACAGCCUGCUCGCUGCGCAACUUGUGCCGCUCGCUUUCAUAGCUGCGUCUUAUCUCAAGCCUGACGUUAGAACGACUGACUGUCUUGCGCCCAACGACGAAGAAAAGAAAACAACGCGUUCGACGUCUCGCCUUCUCGCCGCCUUCACAACCGCCGUCGACUUCGCACUCGCUCUCCGUCUCUCCAAUCUAGUCGACCCGCAGAAAGUCCUUUCCUUCCUCGUCCUUCCGCCCGUCGUGCGUAAUAUCGUCGACGCGCCCCUCCGCGCCGUUGGUCUCAUGACUGGUUCCCCCACUCGACCCUUCGAUCCAUCGCUCGCGUUCCUCGCCGCUGGUGCGCUGCCCCUAGGCAUGGCCCUAUACCGUUUCUUCAGAGGACCGGAAGUCCCGCGCCUAGGCGGGCAGUGGAGCAUACCCAAGGGUGGUAAAGUCGAUGCGCGUCUCAUCGUCGGCGCGGCGAUCUUUGGCGUUGGGUGGGGGAUGGUCGGGAUCUGCCCUGGUCCGGCACUGGUCAAUUUGGGGCGCACUCUGUCGUCGAAGACUGACUUGGGCCCUCUUUUGGUCUGGUUGAGCACGUUCAUCGUGGGAGGGUUGAUCGCGCCUGCGUGA